CUAUGGUUGUAGACUGGGAUUCCGACCAACGAGAUCUAUGCUCACUUCGCCAGGGAUGGUUUCUCGGCGAGCGAGUGCGACUUGCCACAGAGAUGUGGCAUGUUUGGGGUUUGUGAGGACAGCCAAUGCGUCGCGUGCCCAUUGUCAAGCAAGCUGAUAGGUUGGAGCAAGAAUUACAUGGAUUUAGACUAUUCUUGGCUCACCUUAAUAAGGCUGGUCAUACUCUUGAGAACGGGAAGGAUAAGUCUAUAGGUGAGGAGCAACCUCAUUCUAUCCCUUCAUCCAUUUCUAAAUCUCUGUUUGAUUCUGACAUUGGAAGGACUCACAGUAACCUCUCUUUUAGUAGUGGUGCUAUAGCCAUCCAACCGAUUUCAACAUUAGCAGCCAAGGAGGGGUCGUUGGUAUUGAAUUCAACUCAGUCUUCUCCAAAUUUAGAGCUUUUUUCAGAUGGUGUCAAUGCUACUCAAUCCUUUCCAAUUGAUGAUCAAGAUGCUUUGCAAAAACCCCUACUUUCUGCAACUCCAGCUCCUUCUAAGCAGGCAGUUUCUGCCCCUUUUGAUGAAUGUAAGCAGGGUCUUAAUGCUAAUUGCUCAAAUAAGCCUCCAUUGAACCACACGGUCAGAGCUUUAAACAUUCAUGCAUUACCUUUCCAGCCCUCUAUUCCAGUUUUGAAGCAAGGGAAAUCUGUCAAGGAAUUGAAAGAGUUGACAAUGGAAACAGAGCAAAAGGCAUACAGUGGAGGUCUCCAACGAGGUAUGUCUCUUAAGGAAUUGAAAGCAUUGGCAUUCCAUAAGGAGGCAGUUCAAACAAAGUCGGUUACCACCAAACCCUUGGGCCUUUUAGACUUGAAGCUAAUUUAUGAACGCUCCCCACAAAUCAGCCUCAUUGAUAUGUCUUUUGGGAUGAAUGGAGAAGAUCAUAAGAGGCAAAAGGACGGGGGAGUUGAGGUUUCUGAAAUGGCACAUGACAAAAUUGAGUUGCCUAUUGAUGAUGAAGAUUCUUACACUCUAGAGGCUAAAAUGGAGCUUGAUGCUAUUCAUUUGUUGGAUGAUUUCAAUCCCAAAGGAGAUUUGAGGAGGAUUGCAGUUAUCUUUUGGUUUUAGUCGGGCUUGUGUUGGGGUUGAGCCCGCCCCCUCCCUUUGUAUCGUCUUUCUUUUAUUUAUAAAUAAGGCAGAGCUUCCCUG
Molecule: messenger RNA, 1184 nt
Organism: Cuscuta campestris
Lineage: Eukaryota; Viridiplantae; Streptophyta; Magnoliopsida; Solanales; Convolvulaceae
Source: the annotation of a GenBank genome assembly